AUGGGGGUUCGUUGGGUGGUGCACAAAGUGCACAAGAUGGAGGAGGAGUCCCCUCAGGAGGAUAAAAAGGGGGAUGCGAAGCUGCAAGUCACAAUCUCGGCACCGAACACGUCUGAAAACGGCGACGAUCGACCACGUGCUUCCGAUCAAGAAGAGUUCACGUGUUCCCUUUACAUAUCGCGUGCCGUUGGCCCGCAAGGCCAAGUGCAAGGAACGCAAGUUGGCGAGCUGUUACGUUCGAAUCUGGAGGAUGUGAUCCGUGUGUCGGAACCCCUGGCGGCGUGGCACGUGUCCGAAACACCCUGCGGUCUGAUCGCUGCGUUCGCUCGGGAGGUUGACGCUGAGAAGCUUCUGCAACGCGGCGACUUGGCGCGAGUUUUCGAAGGACCCGUACAAGUGGCCAGAUUCUCGGCGAAGGACUCGCGGUACAGGCAGGCGGUGCUGUUGCGUGACGUACCCUGGGCAAUUCCUCUUCAGGACAUCAAUUCCGCCCUGUCGAAGCAGGGGAUCGCGACGGGAAGCGUCGAACGUUGGCGUCAAUACGUUCGCGUCGAGGUGCUCGAUGCCGGGCAUUACGAGCUGCUUUUACGUCAAGGCUUGGUAUUCUUCGGCGCUGCCCGAUUCAGCGCGAUCCCGGAACGUUGGUGGCGCGGCGGGACUGGAAACGGCGGGGGAUCCCUACAGCCGGGACCGGGAAUGGUCAGCAAUUUCCUCGAGGCGACGAACUUCCAAACGGGGGACGGUGUUCUUCAGUGUUAUCGAUGCCAGGGUUUCUGGCACAUGGCAGCCAAUUGCAGACACCUGCCCCGUUGCGUUCGAUGCGGGGAACCGCACAGCGUCGAGUUCUGUCCCAGGCCGCGGAACAAUCCGAUUUGUUGCCACUGUUCCGGCCCCCAUCAUGCCGGCUAUCGUCAAUGCCCAGUUCGCCAGCAACUUUCGAAUGCUACGCCUAUUAGUAUCACGCUGAGCACAACCCGGAUCGGGAAUCAGUAUCCGGUGAACACCGCAACGAAGACAAGCCCGUCGUCCCACGAGCAGCAACCCUUGAAAUCCAGCCAGUCUUAA
Dufourea novaeangliae is the source of this 1065-nucleotide messenger RNA. RefSeq lists its product as uncharacterized. The transcript has 6 exons. NCBI's taxonomy places the organism in Eukaryota, Metazoa, Arthropoda, Insecta, Hymenoptera, Halictidae. The coding region runs from base 1 to 1065 and encodes 354 amino acids. The record is from RefSeq and is a predicted model, not a curated record.